GUAAUUUCUUCAUCCGGUGUCGUACCGUACGUAUAGCUGACGCAGUGCGUAAUGACGUCAAACGGAAAUAAGCAGUAGCAGUUCUUUCUAGAAAGCUGUAGCACUUUCGCGCUAGCCCUCGCUGGGUGUGUUUGCCUCAGUUUUUCCUUCUCUAGCCACUGCAAACCGCUGAACUGAACUCACAAACACACCUUAACUAAGCACAACGUUCUUGACUUUUAUGCAGUUUUAGCCGAGGAACCGGGUUAGCUUCGUUUAGCCCACAAACUUAGCCGAGUCAUAUCCCGUGCUAACGCUGUUUGCGUUGUUGAGGCUCUUAGUGGCACCAUGUCCAGGAUAGAUUACAGCGUUUGGGACCACAUUGAGGUGUCUGACGAUGAGGAUGACACCCACCCAAACAUCGACACACCUAGUCUUUUCAGAUGGAGACACCAGGUACAGAUUACAAACUUAUUACAUAAUAAUUUGGUGUUCAUCCGGUCUCGUUACUGUUAGCUGAUGUGUGCAACUACAAAUGAUAGAUCAUCAUCUGCAGAUAUUAAACUCUGAAUAGGUCGUAACAAAUGGGAGAAAGCCACUCACACUUGUACACUUUGUAAGGCUGAGACUCUUAAAGAUCCAUGCUUUUAGUCUACUUGUUAAUGUAUUGAUGUUGCACUGGUACAUACCUGCAAGACUGUGGUGGACGUAAAACCAUUGUGCCAGUCUCUAAUAUGUUUUAUGUCCUUCAGGCACGUGUGGAGCGGAUGGAAGAAUUUCAGAAAAAAGGUGAAGACAUGAACAAAUCCCUCUGUGAAGCGCGGCGCAAGCUGGCAGAAGCGCAAAAGAAGGUGCAGGAGCUGAGCAUUUCCAAGACGGAUGAUACCAAGGCAGAGCUGAGCAAAGCCCAGGCCGAGGAGAAGAAACUGAAAAAAGAGGAGCGAGAGUUGGAGAGAAAGGUGGAUGAACACAACCGGGAAGAGAAGAAGAUGCCCUGGAAUGUGGACACCCUCAGCAAGGAUGGGUUCAGCAAGGUGGGUCAGGGGUAGGCCUGGGCGAUAUGGCAAAAAAAAUGUUCACGAUGUAUCUCGAUUAUUAUCUCGAUUUUUAAAAAACUGCCAGUUUUAAAAUAUCUGUACUAAAAACUAAAGAAACUAGAGAUUAGUUCAACAUUCUCUUAACAUACAAAGUAAAUAACAAAGAAUAAGAUACACUUAGAAAAAUAUAAAAAACAUUUUAACUCAACAGUACAACAAAUGCAGAUAAAUUCUAAAAAAUACAGUGAAUUAGUUUACAGUCCUGAGUUUUUUUGCAGGUAUGCAAGACACAAAAUAAACAAAUCGCCCCCUCAGAGAUAAUGAAGACGCCUUAAAAUGUUAACAUUAGAUGAUGUAAACGUAGAUGAUAUGAUUGAUCGCUGCUUUGGUCUGGUGGCCGCACCGCUAGUUUUAGCUAAACUGCUAAUGCUACAGACUCCUCUCACAAUUUCAUGCUUUCCUCAUCAUCACUCGGGAAGAACUUCUUCAAAUGAUUAAAUAGAUUUUUUGAGUGUGUUUUGAGGGCACUGACCGCUGACAUACCUUGCACAUCAGCUUAAUUGCUGCUCAUCACUUUGGAGAUACCCGAACCACCACCACACAGCUGACGUUAUAUAACUUCUCAACAAUAACAUCUUCGGAGGAUGACUCAAAGUCAUGGCUGACAUCUAUUUUGCUGCCCUCAGUUUCGCCUUUAGCUCCACGUUUGGUCAUUCUGUUUACUUCUCUGGUAACUUACAGAAGUGAGCAGGAAAGCUGGACUCUGAUUGGCUGUUGUGAUGCACAUUUCUGCUAUGUUUGAUUGAGCUCACAGCUGAUCAGUGUGAUUGAACUGAAAUUAAUCACGAUCAUAUAAUCGCCCAGUCGUACGCAGGGGCAAGGUAACAUGUUGUCCAGCCUAACAGUUUGGGCCUCCCCUUUACAUUUGAAAGAUGACCUUUUCCAGACCAGAAGUGCCUUUUAAAGUACUGUCUGUUCAGACGAAUGUGAAAAAUGAAGAUCAUAUACUCUGGGUAUAACUAAAAUAAUUGUUAUUUUCUGCCACUAUCAAUCCUUUACAGAGCAUCGUCAAUAAAGUACCUGAAAAUGCUGAAGAAACCGAAGAACAGAAGGAGCAAAAGCAUAAAACCUUUGUGGAGAAAUAUGAGAAGCAGAUUAAACACUUUGGUAAGGAUUCUUUACAUCCACUGAUUGAUGUUAUUUACUUUAUAUGACAAAGUGAUGGUAUAAGUUUGUUUUUGUGCUGCCCUGUCUGUGCCACAGGCAUGCUGCGACGCUGGGAUGACAGCCAGAAGUACCUCUCUGACAAUCCUCAUCUAGUUUGUGAAGAGACUGCAAACUACCUGGUCAUCAUGUGCAUUGAUCUUGAAGUUGAGGAGGUAAACAGGAUGGGAUUCAACAUUCAGGGCCGAGGGCACUCACUCCAUUUUAAUACAUUCAGAUGACCUAAUUUUAGUGUUUGAAGAUAAAACAGUGAGAUCCUCUUUAUUUACUCUGUGUUCUUUGCAUGUGUUUUUUCAAAUGUGUACAAGUUUCUAACGUUCUAUCUUCUUUGUUUGUAGAAACAUGCACUGAUGGAGCAGGUAGCUCAUCAGACCAUCGUCAUGCAGUUCAUUCUAGAGUUGGCAAAAAGCCUGAAGGUGGACCCUCGAGGCUGCUUUCGUCAGUUUUUUGCCAAGAUUAAGGUGAAUAAUUGUGUUUGAAAUUCCUUUGAAAAUGAUUCAUGUUACUAGGAAGAGGAAAUCUUAGUUCAGAGUUUAGGUUGCUCUCCACUUUUCCACUUUUUUCCUCAUACCUGAGAAUCUCUAACCAUAGUUUUAAUUUUUGAUUUGAUACAACUUUAAAUUUUCUUGAGGGAACCUUCCCAAAAAGAUUAAUUAAAUUUUAUCUAAUCUAAUCUAAUCCAACCUAAUCUAAAACACACAUAAACAGUUAUCUUUCUGUUCUUUGCUUUUUUGGCUUGGAUAUAUCUUUAAUGAUCUGCAUAUUUAUAUUUUGGGUGUACUGCACUGCAACUUUACCCACUGAUCACCGAUGUUAAAGCGUUUUUUAGUAUACACAGUAGUUUCUAUGGUUGGUAACACACUUUAUAUGGCUCCCAUUACAGACGGCAGAUCAGCAAUAUCAGGAUGCUUUCAACGAUGAGCUGGAGUCCUUUAAGGAACGGGUUCGAGGCAGGGCAAAGAUCCGCAUAGAAAAGGCCAUGAAGGAAUAUGAGGAAGAGGAACGACAGAAGCGUUUGGGACCUGGAGGGCUAGAUCCCGUCGAUGUGUACGAGUCACUGCCACUUGUGAGUCUUAUUUUUUGUCACAGUCCAUGAAUUCUUCUUUCGUCUGCUUCUGAAAACUGCUUCAUAAAAUGUGUUCUCACUUGUAGGAGAUGCAGAAAUGCUUCGAUGACAAGGACAUUGGAAUGUUACAAGAAGUUAUUAGUAAAAUGGACCCCACGGUAGGUUUCUUUGUUUAAGUCUACGGUCAAGAUUCCUACAAAACUGUGCUUGUGUUGUCAAUGAAAGUCUACAUGAUGUUUGAUCCCAAAUGCAUUUUUAUCUGUUUUUGCUUUGCUUAGUGAAUGCGAUUUUUUUUAUUCUUUAACACCAUUUAGGAAGCAAAGACUCACAUGAAGAGGUGUAUAGACUCAGGUCUCUGGGUCCCCAACUCCAAGGUAGACGAUGGGGAUGAAAAAGAAGACGAUGCUACUUAUGAGGAAGUAAAACAGGAGCAGGAAGAAACAAAGAAGGAAUGACCUACAUUCAUCUUAUGAUUUGUUGUUUCUAAAAAUGUACUUACCCACUGUAUUGCAACCACACCCUGUGUGACUAGUCGGCCAAUCAAGGAACAAGGAAAUAACUUCUCUUAAGUAUUUAGCUAAAGCUUAAAGAUUUGUCAAUCAUCUUACAGCACAAUUCUGUUUCAACCGUAACUGCUGAUUGGAGCAAAACAGUUGCUUGUAUUUAGGUGUUUUAUUUGUUUGGACAUCACUAAAGUUGUAUUCUUGCAUUUAUUUGUACACACCUGUUAAUUUGCUGGGGAGUUUUCGUGCACACACGCCUGCUGUCUUCAUUUCUGAGUUGUACUGUUGAAAAACAUCUUGAGAUUUUUGUUUUCUUUCAGUAUGUCUGAUUUCAAGAUUUUCAUUGGCCGUUUACGCCUUUAGCAGCUGAUGUUUUUAAAAUGGUUAUUGCUCCUUUUGACUUUUUAUGAAUUUGCUCAACUAAAGGUUGAAUUACAUCCAACUACUCAGGUUCAGGGUGGUUCACUGUGGUGUUGUCUGUAAACUCAACGUGAAUGUGCUGUGCAAAUAACUGGUUCAGAGGUCAGAAACAAAUCACAAGAAAAUGAUCCCUUAUCAGAAGCAAAUGCAUCUAUGCAUGGGUGAACUUUUUUGGUUUAUAAAGGUAUGACUCAGGCUCUUAGGCAAGUAGAUGGCUUUGACUGCACUCCAAAUAUGAACAUUUGCUCUGUUGCUUUUUCAAAAGAAAAGAAAGAAAAACCUCAUGGCUAAACAAGUUAAAAUCUACAUUAAAAGGCUUUGUUCAUGAAGCCAGCAUGCAAUGUGAUGGGCUUGAAAAAUUUACAUACCAGUUUAGUAAACCAUGGAGGAUCCUGCAACUUCUGCUGACAUGACUGUAUUUCCCCUUCUGGUUGUUGUCCCCUACAGCAUGUGAACAAGAUUUGAGGCUGUAUAUUGGUAACGAACAAAGCCUUGCUGUUUGGGCUUUCAAAUGUAACAACGGUUAAUUCCUUACCCGUAUGCAUGCUUUUUAAGAGCCCUGACUGCGACUUCUAGCAUGGACAGCAGAGAUCCAGUGAACAAAUAUACAGACCAAAGCUUCUGGUUGUGCUUGCAGAACUGAUUGUCAAAACAGAAUGGGAUUUGGGAUACAACAUCAAAUUUACAGUCUCAUGAGAGCUACAGGUAUGACUUCAGCCCUUGUGUCCUACUUUCCUGCAUACAACCAAAUCCAAACCAAACUAAUAAAGCAAACAAACCCAGUGUUUCUAAAAUACUGCA
Molecule: messenger RNA, 5030 nt
Organism: Xyrichtys novacula (pearly razorfish)
Lineage: Eukaryota; Metazoa; Chordata; Actinopteri; Labriformes; Labridae
Source: the annotation of a GenBank genome assembly